AGUCGAAGACCCCGAGCGGGCCCCAGCAGCCUCCAGCGCAACCCAAUCCAGCAAUCCCUUCCCCUCGCCUGUCGGCUUUCGCCGCCGCUUCGUCCGACCGCCUCAUCCCUCUUUUCCCUCCGCCUCCGCGUCCCCAAUCCUCCGCCGCCACCGUUGGCCUCUGCAGUUUUGGCUUUAAGCUACUCUGGGAUUCAAGAAGUCCGGAAACAUGAGCUGUUUCCAAGCUACAAUGCACAAACCUCAUGGCAUGCACACUGCAUACAGGCCAGUAGCUGGUCUUGGAAGGACCCACGUGCUGCUUGGUCGACAUUCUAUGUGCCCACAUUCAACCGGAUCUUGCAAACUGCAACAACAACUAUAUCCAAGGCUUGUUCUUGUUUCUGCUUGCUAUAAAAGGGUUGGUCCUGUAUAUGCCUCGAGUGGAAAAGAGAAUCCUGUCAAUGACCCUUUCUCAAUGGAAUCUUUGAACAAAGCUAUGGCUCAAGCAAAAAGACCAAAGUCCUUGCAAAACUUGUUGAGAGAGCAGAUGGAUAAGAUUCGAGGACAGGGAUCUGGUGGAAAUGGAGGAAACAAAAACCGAUUUGGAGGUAGUGGUGGUGGUUCUGAUGGCCCAGAGGAUGACUCUUUCAAGGAUUCGUUAUAUGAGAUGAUCCAGAUUUUGAUAGCAACUAUUGCCUUCAUACUUGUGUAUGUCCACAUAAUAAGAGGGGAGGAGUUGUACCGCCUUGCUAGGGACUACACCAGAUAUCUAGUGACCGGUAAGAGGACAGCUCGACUGAAACGUGCCAUGCUGAACUGGCGUGAUUUCUCCGAGCGCAUCACCAAGAAGGAUAGUGCACAGGAAGAGGACUACUACGGAAGAUCAAUCUCUUCUGAAUCCACAUGGUGGCAGCAGCCCAAACAGCUUGCUCGUCGUUUGGAGGACCUCUGCAGAGGCUAUUUGCGCCCUUACACCCAGGAGUCGUCGUAGAUCUGGUGCUACACUGUUUUGUCGGCCUCUGAAUUUUCUCAUUGUGGUGAUGCAUAGGUGUGUACUAGCUGCUUGAAAUUUGAGGGUAGCUUUGACGAUCUGCUUCCGUUGGUCGUUCUGGGCUACUGUCGACUGUUGUGGAAUACAUUCGCUGUCCGAGGUCAGUGUUAUAGCCUGUUAGGUUCAGAACGGAAUGCGGGGGGUAGUUCCUGUUCAAUUUUUGCAGUGCUAGUACUUUGCGAGACCCGGCUGCUAUGGUGGUCUGCCGGUCAAUUGUGUCAGUGAUAUGCUGGUGGCAAACUUGAAUGCUCCAUCUGACGAAUCAUAACUGCACAAGCGCCAAAUGAUGGUGUCUCGUAA
This is a messenger RNA of Panicum virgatum (switchgrass), 1330 nucleotides long. RefSeq lists its product as uncharacterized. Gene Ontology annotation, cellular component: chloroplast. The record is from RefSeq and is a predicted model, not a curated record. Lineage: Eukaryota; Viridiplantae; Streptophyta; Magnoliopsida; Poales; Poaceae. Bases 209 to 970 code for a protein of 253 amino acids. The transcript is spliced from 4 exons.